Messenger RNA from Aspergillus costaricaensis CBS 115574, 511 nucleotides. RefSeq lists its product as uncharacterized. The record is from RefSeq and is a predicted model, not a curated record. The transcript is spliced from 3 exons. NCBI's taxonomy places the organism in Eukaryota, Fungi, Ascomycota, Eurotiomycetes, Eurotiales, Aspergillaceae. Bases 215 to 511 code for a protein of 98 amino acids.
GCGAGUUUGAAGAGAUGACCGAAGCCGUGGAUGCUCUGCUCGUUCCAUCUUUCUUAGAUUUUUUGGAACGAGUAGAGCUAGAGUAGAAGGGCAUCAUGGGUAGAUCGGGUGGUUACUAGUGGUCAAUAUGGUAGCUUCAAAAGGCCGCAGCGCAAACCAGCCAUACCCCAAAAGGUGAACAGAAAGAACAAUCAAAAGGUACUCUGAAAGGGUGAUGGUGAUGGUGUUUGGAGGGGAAGCAUCCAAGGCAUAUCAAGGGAGAAGGAAUGUAGGACAGAAUGCGGUUGAUAGGUCUCUUCCUCCCUGUGUAGCGGAUCGGAAUACCCUUGACAAGCGUAGUUUGAAGAUCACUGACGGACUAUGGAUCCCUCCACUGGAGAUCCCGCCGAUUAGCCGGUCAGAACCGGAAAUAAUCAACAGUAAAUACUGGAUGGACAAGGCGAAUCAGCCCCCAACACCCAGGACGAAGAUGAGACAAAUCUCCGACAAGAGCGACGAAGAAAAGCGCUGA